AGAUUACACAAAGGAAAUGACAUUGCAUAUCUUUAAGUAGUUGAGUUUACUGUGUUUGACUUUAUAAACCCAUCUUUUGAGUUGAAGGCAGUACUGUGGUAUAUACAGUACCUGCAGUAUCAGAUAACGAGAGAAUACCUUUUUGAAAAAUAUGUUGAUUUCCAACUUCAAGUCUUUUUUGGAAGGCAAGCAGACAACAAUUCUAACUACAUUGAUUACUCUGGCAACAGUCUUUGGGCAGCAGGCCGUUUCUUACUUUGCUUUCAAGUGUCCAUGCAAGCCAAGGAUAAAUCUAUACUACGGCCUGUCUUUUUCAAUAGUUCCUGCCCUGGUGUUGCUGAUUAUUGGAUUUGCCAUUAAUAAUCUGACCUGGAUACUAAUAAUGAAUUUAAGAAAUCGCUCAAAUUUGAUGCGUAAAAAAUUCAAAUUGAUCUGCUAUAUCCUUGUCAACAUAAUGUUAACAUCUUUAGUUGCUCCAAUAACUUGGAUAGCAGUAGUUCUGAUAAAAGGCUUGUAUUACAAUUGCGCCUUCAGUGAGUUUUUACCAGACCUUCAACAGACCACGAACAGUAUGUGCAAACACCAAGUCCGCAGGACUGAAACCCAGAGACUCCUGCACGACCUCACGCACCACAAACAAAACCAGAUGAACGCCCUCAUCCCAGUCUUUCUCAAACUCCAGACAACCCUAAAUAAAUACGUAACCCCAGAAUUUGAAUGUAACUGCCUUCAUAUUAUUAGGUUUUCCUCGAUUCUUGUUUCUUUUUUUCCACAGGUUGCUGGUUGGAUUUUGAUAGCGUGUUUCACCAUCGUUGGUUUUCUGAUUGUCUGUAUUCCAAGAUACUGCUCUCCACACAGCUUACUGCACCUCAACUACUGGGUUACGUACUUAGAAAAUGAAGGUGCACUCUUUCAUGAGACAUCGAAUAAACAUUCUCAACUGUAUGCUUUGAAGCACAUCAAGAAGUUCUUUGGCUUUACGCCAGAAGAGAAACAAGUCAAGAAAAUAUACUUGCCUACCAGAAAGGAUUGGAGAAUGAUCUAAGGCAUAGAUAUGUUUACUAAAUUGGACCAAGAAUCCUGUCAAUAUAGCCUCCUGCAUAUGUGGGCUGAUGAAGCAACUCCAAGAGAUCACUACACUUCAGUUGAUGAUGUGGUGGUUGAUGCAUAAUGAAUUAAUCAUGUUCAUAAGUGAUAGGAGCAGAAUUAGGCCAUUCGGCCCAUCAAGUCUACUCCACCAUUCAAUAAUGCUUGAUCUAACUCUCCUGCUCAAUCCCAUUCUCCUGCCUUCUCCCCAUAACCCCUGACACCAUACUAAUCAAGAAUCUAUCUAUCUCUGCCUUAAAAAUAUCCACUGACUUGGCCUCCAUAGCCUUCUGUGGCAAUUAAUUCCACAGAUUCACCACCAUCUGAUUAAACAUAUUCCUCCUCAUCUUCUAUCUAAAGGAACAUCCUUUUAUUCUAUGAUCUCUGGUCCUAGACUCUCCCACUCGUGGAAACAUCCUCUCCACAUCCACUCUAUCCAAGCCUUUCACUAUUUGGUAAAUUUAAAUUAGGUCUCCCUCAAACAGCAGCAUAUCCUUCCUCAGAUAUGGGCCCCAAAAACUACUCACAAUAUGUUAAAUGCAGAACAAAACAAGUACUUUGGUUCUGUCUUCACUAAGGAAGACACAAACAAUCUCCCGGAAAUACUAGGGGAUCGAGGAUUUAAUGGGAGGGAGGAACUGAAGGGAAUCCACAUUAGUCAGAAAAUGGUAUUAGGUAAACUGUUGGGAUUGAAGGCAGAUAAAUCCCCAGGGUCAGAUGGUCUGCAUCCCAGAGUACUCAUGGAGGUGGCCCUCGAAAUCGUGGAUGCAUUGGUGAUCAUUUUCCAUUGUUCUCUCGAAAGUAGGGAGAGAGAAACAGGGAAUUAUAGACCAGUUAGCCUUACACCAGAUAGUUGGGAAGAUGCUGAAGUCGAUUAUUAAAGAUGUUGUAGCCACGCAUUUGGAAAGCAGUGACGGGAUCGGUCAAAGUCAGCAUGGAUUUAUGAAGGAGAAAUUAUGCUUGACUAAUCUUUUGGAUGGAACAAGUAGAAUGGAUAAGGGAGAGCCAGUGGAUAUGGUGUAUCUGAACUUUCAAAAAGUCUUUUACAAGAUCCAACACAAGAGAUUAGUGUGCAAAAUUAGAGCACAUGGUAUUGGGGUAGGGUAUUGACAUGGAUAGAGAACUGGUUUGCAGACAGGAAGCAAAGAGUAGGAAUUAAUGGGUCCUUUACAGAAUGGCAGGCAGUGACUAGUGGGGUGCUGCAAGGCUCGGUGCUGGGACCCCAGUUGUUUACAAUAUCUAUUAAGGAUUUAGACGAGGGAAUUAAAUGUAACAUCUCUAAGUUUGUGGAUGACACAAAGCUGGGUGGCAGUGUGAUCUACGAUGAGGAUGCUAUGAGGCUGCAGGGUGACGGAUAGGUUGGGUGAGUGGGCAGAAGCAUGGCAGAUGCAGUAUAAUGUGGAUAAAUGUGGUUAUCCACUUUGGUGGCAAGAACAGGAAGGUAGAUUAUUAUCUGAAUGGUGUCAGAUUAGGAGAAGGCAAGGUGCAACAUGACCUGGGUAUGCUUGUACAUCAGUCACUGAAAGUAAGCAUACAGGUACAGCAACCAGUGAAGAAAGCCAAUGCUGGCCUGCAUUACGAGAGGAUUUGAGUUUCGGAGCAAGGAGGUCCUACUGCAGUUGUACAGGCCCUGGUGAGACCGCACGUGGAGUAUUGUGUGCAAUUUUGGUGUCCUAAUUUGAGGAAGGACAUUAUUGCUAUUGAGGAAGUGCAGCAUGGGUUCACCAGGUUAAUCCCGGGAUGGCAGGACUGACGUUUUCACCCAGAGUUGUGAACCUGAGGAAUUUUCUGCCACAGAAGGCAGUGGAGGCCAAUUCACUGGAUGUUUUCCAGAAUUAGAUUUAGCUCUUAAGGCUAAGGGAAUCAAGGGAUAUGGGGAAAAUGCCGGAACGGGGUACUGUUUUUGGAUGAUCAACCAUGAUCAUAUUGAAUGGCGGUGUUGGCUCGAAGGGACAAAUGGCCUAUUUCUGCACCUAUUUUCUAGGUCUGUGUUUCUAUGGUCCAACCAGUGCCUUAUAAAACAUCACCAUUAUAUCCUGUCUUUAAAUUCUAGUCCUCUCAAAUUAAAUGCUAACAUUGUUUUUGCCUUCCUUACUGCUGAUUUACCUUGCAAAUUAACUUUUUGGGAAUCCUUUACCAGCACUCCCAAGUCCCUUUGCACCUCCGAUUUCUGAAUUCUCUCCACAUGUAGAAAGUAGUCUAUACCUUUAUCCCUACUGCCAAACUGCAGGACUGCAUAUUUUUGGCUCUUAAUUACCAAUUUUGAAGUUUUUAUAUAAGCAUUUAUAUAAGCAUUUCAAUGUAGAACAUAAGAAAUGGGAGUAGACUAUAUGACCCUUGUGCCCGCCACACCGUAUAAUCAAAUCAUGUUAUUUUACCUCACUUUCCUGCACUAACCACAUAUCCUGAUUCCCUUAAUAUCCAAAAACCUAUUGAUUUCUGCUAUGAAUGUACUUAACCAUCUAAGCUUUCACACCCCUCUUGGAUGCAGAGUUCCAUAGCAUGGCACAGUGGUAGAGCUGCUGCCUCACAGCGCUAGAGACCUGGGUUCAAUCCUGACUACAGGUGCUAUUUGUACGGCAUUUGUAUGUUCUCCCCGUGGCUAUGUGUGUUCUCUGGGUGGUCCUGUUUCCUCCCACCUUUCAAAGUCGUACAGGCUUAUAGGUUAAUUGGAUUCUGUAAAUUGACCCUAGUUUGUAGGAUAGAACAAGUAUGCAGGCAUUGGUCGGUGUGGACUCGGUGGGCAGAAGGGUCUUUUUUCAUGCUGUAUCUCUAAACUAAAGAUUCAUUAACCUGUGAAUAAUGUUCUCCUCGUCUCUGUUCCAAAUGGCCAACUCCUUAUUGUGAGACGGUGAAGCCUGAUUCUUGGUACCUCAGCCAGUAAAACCAUCCACUUACCCCGUCAAGCCCAUUGAGAAUGUUGUACUUUUUCUUGAGAUCAUUAAAAAAUAUAUUUCUGCUUAACCUUUAUACUAUAAUUAACCCAUCAUCUGGAACCCAUUUAGUGAUCUAAUGUUGUAUUCAUCCAUCACAAGUACAGUAUAUCCAUCCUUAGACAGGGAGGCUAUACACGCUAAUCUGUAAGCAUCAUUAGGAUUCUAUAUAAAUGGAGCAAUAUGCCUCUACUCAUACACAAAUUCAAUUGACAUCAAGGCUAAUGCAUCAUUUGCUUUCCCAACUGUUUUCCCAAUCUGCAUAUUACAUUUCCAAUGAUUUGUUGACAAGGACACCUAUGUCCUUUUGCAAACCAAUGCCUUUCAAUCUCUCACAAUUAAAAAAUACUCUGCAUUUCCACUUGCUUUAACGAAAGUGGACCAUUUCACAUUUUUCCACAUUAUAUUUCAUCUGCUAUGUUCCCGCCCAUUCACCCAGCCAGUCAAAAUCCUGUUGCAGUCGAUCUGCAUUCUUUGUAGCCAACGCUGCCCCCUAGCUUUGAAUUUUCAACAAGCUAGAAUACA
Messenger RNA from Leucoraja erinaceus (little skate), 4544 nucleotides. RefSeq names its product calcium homeostasis modulator protein 4-like. NCBI's taxonomy places the organism in Eukaryota, Metazoa, Chordata, Chondrichthyes, Rajiformes, Rajidae. Gene Ontology annotation, molecular function: monoatomic cation channel activity. The record is from RefSeq and is a predicted model, not a curated record. The transcript has 3 exons.